Messenger RNA from Anguilla anguilla (European eel), 7160 nucleotides. RefSeq names its product G protein-coupled receptor 12 (gene gpr12). Bases 382 to 1398 code for a protein of 338 amino acids. The record is from RefSeq and is a predicted model, not a curated record. Gene Ontology annotation, cellular component: membrane. Gene Ontology annotation, molecular function: G protein-coupled receptor activity. The transcript has 2 exons. NCBI's taxonomy places the organism in Eukaryota, Metazoa, Chordata, Actinopteri, Anguilliformes, Anguillidae. Gene Ontology annotation, biological process: G protein-coupled receptor signaling pathway.
GCUCUUCUUGACUCUGUCCUUGAGACGCUGGCGCACGCGAGCGUCACCACCACCUUGUCUACCGGCAGGGGAUCAGAACUUGCUUCUCAGUCUGGUGGCUUCUAUAUAUUUCUUUCGGUCAGCAUCCUCCCACCCCUCUACCCCUCUGCCCCUCCCACAGUCGCAGUCGGCAGUGAUGUUCGUGCAGUCGGCGUAGCACUCUCCCUGUACUCCUUAUUACAAAGGACUCGUGAACUGUAGCCUACGGCCGCAUUAUCCCUCUCUCCCUCCGCCCGCUGGCCGCCUGCGUGCACCUGAGAACAACCCUGGCAAGAGCAUGGCGAAAGAGCAAGGUCCCGGGUUCAACUGACCCUCCCGUGAGAAACCAAGACGGGGGGCACUAUGAGUGAGGAGUCGCCAGUAACCCCCAGCUGGAUGACUCCUGACCCCAUCUGGGCCAGCACGGGGGCAGUAACUGAGAACAUCACCGCAGCAACGUUCUCCCCGGCAGCUGUAUCCCCCCAGUCCCCCGAGUGGCUGGUGAACCCCUGGGAUGUGGUGCUGUGCACAUCAGGAGCGCUGAUUGCCUGUGAGAAUGGCCUAGUGGUGCUGGUCAUCUGGCAUAACCCUGCCCUGCGUGCCCCCAUGUUCCUGCUCAUCGGCAGCCUGGCACUGGCUGACCUCCUGGCUGGCCUGGGCCUCGUCCUGCACUUCUUCUUUGCCUACCUGCUGCACUCCGAUCCCACCCAGCUGCUGACAGUGGGGUUGGUGGUAGCAUCCUUCUCUGCUUCCAUCUUCAGCCUGCUGGCCAUCACAAUUGAUCGUUACCUGUCUCUGUACUAUGCCCUCACCUACAACUCUGAGCGCACACUAACCUUCACCUACACCAUGCUGGUGCUGCUGUGGGGCGUGUCGCUCUGCCUGGGCUUGUUGCCUGUCACUGGCGUCAAUUGCCUGGGAGCAGAGUCUACCUGCAGCGUGGUGCGGCCACUGACCAAGAACAAUGUAGCGGUGCUAUCGGUCUCCUUCCUGCUGCUGUUCGGCCUAAUGCUACAGCUCUACGUGCAGAUCUGUAAAAUAGUCCUGCACCACGCCCACCAGAUUGCACUGCAACACCAUUUCCUCACGGCUACGCCCCACUACGUCACCACCCGCAAGGGAGUGUCCACCCUGGCCCUCAUCCUGGGCACCUUUGCAGCCUGUUGGAUGCCCUUCACCGUCUAUUCCCUGGUGGGAGACUAUACCUACCCACCCCUCUACACCUAUGCCACCCUAGUACCUGCCACCUACAACUCCAUCAUUAACCCGCUCAUCUAUGCCUUUCGCAACCAGGAGAUUCAGCGGGCGCUGUGGCUGGUCUGCUGUGGAUGUGUUCCUGCUAGUGUGGCCCAGCGUGCUCGCACGCCUAGUGACGUCUGAUCCAAGUCCAGCUCUAGGCCCCUGCCAGAUUUGGCCAGAGAGCUGGCCAGGGUGAUCACACUGAUACCGAAGAAAGGGAGAGGAGCGAGACAGCAUUUGCACCUACUUUGCUGUGUACCCACACAAGGAUGAGGGAUAAGGGCUGUUCUUCUGGCUAAGCGUCUUCCCCAUCCCCACACAUGCAACACUUACUCCCACACACCUCCCCCUAACAGACCCUAACUGUAAGGGAGGGAGAUGAGCUUUAUUGUCUGUAUAUAUUCUGUACAUAAUUGGCAUCUUAGGCUUUUUUGUUCAGCUCUUGCAGUCAGGUAUUUCUCCUCUGGCAUGCUGAAUGAAAAGUGGGGCUGAUGGGGGCACCUGGUGCUGCAGGCAGGGUGUGUGCACCCUUCUCAUCUCCUGCGUUCAGUACAGUACGUGCUCUGAAAGCUAAGAACCCCAUGCUAAAAAUAGCCAGCACUCUGCUCUGCACUUCUCAUCCCUCCAAAGAGAGGUGCAUUGCCCUUCCUGCAUGUCUUUACCAUUUGAAUCACGAUCCUCAUGUGAGUCCCAAUGUAUAACAUUCAGGAAACUGCUAAUUAACACUGGACUAAUGUGAGGAAAAAGCAUAAAAUCCCUUUUUAUAAUAUAAAUGUUACACGGCGGUGUGACACCCCUGUGAGGGAGAUGUGGCUGUUCCGUGAGUGGACUGUUGGAAAAAUAAAUUUACGAACACCUUCCCUCUCACGGGUUCCGGGCAAAAACAAUAAACUAAAAUAUCAAAGACAAAAGAAAGUAAAAUGGAGCAACAGCUUUUCAGCUCGCCGCUCCUAGCUGGCCAGCUUCUCAGUGGCGGUUAACUUUCUUUGUCACGUGCUCCGACAAACAAAACUGAAACUCGCUCUCUCGGUGUGUACUCCGAGUCUCAGCCCCAAACUGUGGAGAGAUUAGUUAACGCAGCCCAGGUGCAUGUGCUCUCUCCACCAGUCGGCGUUACCGAGACCAGUCCACUUCCCUGGCGGACCAAUGCGGCAAUAAAUUUGUGCUUAUAUAUGGCGGUUUAGCUACUCACUCCCCCAAAAAACUUGCUUUGUAAAGCUAUUUAAGAAUACUUAAUUGUAGUUUUAGAAACGCAGCUAGUGUAAUUGAAGACCAGACAAAAACAGGUGCAAAUAUUCAUGUAUUCAUCUCUCACAUCUGUGAUUAUUUCAGUGGCGUUCCAAAUAGAUGCUUUACUGUCUAAAACAAUUAACCAUUUCUUUCUGUGCAUAAAGUGUUUUGUAAAAAGCAGGAUUUUAUGCAUUGAAAUUCAGAGAUAGGGUGUACUGAAUGUAUUUUUAAUGGGUUUCAGGAAUGCGACUUUAGAUUUUUGGAACUAUUUAGGACACUGAAUCCAUUGUCUCAAAUGCUGCAAAACCCCUGAAUGGAGCUGCAAGAGACACGCAAUACCCACAGGCUGCACCGUAUUCUCACUCUUGCUAUGGUUACCAAAUUAAUAGUUUCACAGUUGGCAGUAUCUGGAAUGCCUCCCCCAAAAACAAAAUGUAUAUUUUUAUUUGUUUUUUUGAUGUGUUCUUCAAAGAGCCACUGAGUCAAAUGAUAGGUAGCAAAUUUGCAACAGUAAAAUAACAUGCUGUCAUUUACUGUGACCAAAAAAGGCAGAAUGUCAGUACCACCGUGCCUCCAUCAUGGUGAAGGCACACAGUUAACAUUUGCAGUACCCCACCCUACAGCAACCCACACUGUAUACCUGGCAACCUUUCAUUUUUCAGUUCAAUUUGCUCUGUACAUUUUCUUAAAUGUAAUAAAAAGACACUGCCUUAUAAGGAUAUACCCAUGAAACUUCCAAAUAUUAAUAGGGGAUUUAUUACAUUACAGGCAUUUAACAGAUGCAGUUAUCCAGAGCAACUUACACAACUUUUUACAUUGCAUUUACAUUGUAUCCAUUUAUACAGCUGGAUAUAUACUAAAGCAAUGCAGGUUAAGUACCUUGCUCAAGAGUACAAUGUCCGACCUGAGAAUUGAACCUGUGACCUUUUAUUUUAACACUACACUGCCCGUAUCAGUACGUUUCAUAAUUAAUUACUGUUAAAAUAAAUUAACAGUAAAGAUACGACUGAACUAAACAAGAGUGGCACAACUUUUUCGCACCAGAAGAAUAUCUGGAAAAGUCGUAUUUAUGAACAACUUGAUAAAUGUUUUUUAUAAAAUCAAGGAAAACCUGAAAUGUGAAUAACUAUUUGUAAUACUCAGGUCCUGGUGGCUGGGACUAAAUUAUUUAAAUAAACCAAGUAUAUUCAGAACUUGUUAAUAUUUAGAACCAGGCAAGAUUCAGAAAUAGCUGUAAUUCAGAAUACAUUCAGAUUCAUCCAUUCAGCCCAGACACCAGCUAUUCCAGUCACUAGCCACACCCCUGCUUCUUGAUGGUGGGGAGGGUGGGGUUAACUAGUCUCAUCCUCAUGGCAAAGGCCAGUUAGCAAUAACUAUGUGCUGAGUUUGAAAUGGACUACAGGAUUAUCUAACAGCAAUAACACCAAAAAAUAUAUACCCCACCCUCUUGCCCUCUCUGUAGAAAUAAAGCCCAAGAGCCUUUGCAUUCCUAACAUCAGAACAAUCAGUUCUGCCAGAUCCAGAAUCUAACACACCACCUGCAAAGUGUGAGGCCGACCCAGAGCUUGGGAUUUGGCCGGACCAAGACGUGGAGCUCAUAGCGUAGAAUCCCGCCAUGAGAAGAAAACCCCAUAUUCUGCUCCCAUGAAGGAACAUCCCAUUAUAUUCUGCACUAUGGAUGUACAGUCUGUUUACUUCUGCAAGGGGGAGAUAAUAACAACAGGCAGCAGAUUUCAGCUUGCUACUUUUCACUUCUGUGUGUUUAUGUUGGCAUGUGCAUGCACAGCAUUGUUAUUAUAUGGAAGAUGUUUGAGUACAUGCAAAACAUAUUGGGAGUUGAGUAGUCAUUGGGAUCUGUGGAGAAUCUGGGUGUGCCUCAAGAUUUUUUCCACUCUGUAUUAAGCCGAUUGGUUAGAUAUUGCCGCUGUAGAACCCUUCGGCCAAUGACUAAAGCCAAGCCAGUGACUGAAACUGGGACCCAAUCCCUUGAUCCACCAUUUUCUGAAUGCUAGGUUGACUUCCUGUUGCGCUGAGGAACCUUCCUGUUUCCCCAGAGGAAGGGCUGGGGGUCUUCCAGUUAUCCUGAAGAAAGUGGACACCUCCCCCUACCUAUCCACCUGGAAAAUAUUACCUGAAUUAACUCACUGCCCUGAAUGGUGCAUGCGUGAUUGCAUUUUAGCCUGGUGGGUCUGUGAGUGUGUGGGUUGGGCGGGUCAAGGUGAGGAGAGAACCAUCACUUCAUGUGUAGAAUGUGAUGUCACACCUCAGAUCGUUCAACAAGAAUCUAUUUUGUAAUAUUUUUUUAAAUAUAGUUUAUAUUUUUUCCAGCUUGCCUAUUAAAUUUUGAUAUUGUAAAUGGACACCGAAUAUACCUUCUGAAUGUGAAGUACUGAUUAUGGAAUAUUUGUUCCUGUUGAUGUGAUACUGAGGCCCAUUGUCCAAUGUAGGUCCUCUCUUCUGUCGAGUUGCAGAGCUGGAAGGGUGUGAGGUUGUCAUAUAUCACUACUCACCAGCAGGGCUUCACUGUCUUUAGCCCACAAUGCCCUGCUCUUAGCCAGUAGGUUGUGCAAUAUUGAGCAGGGUUGUGCAUAAUUCAGAAUUUUUGGAUUUGCUCCCAUUUAAUUCAUGAGUUGGAAUUUCAGUUGAGUUGGCCACACCUCACAGGAAGUUAUAGUGGAAUUUGAAUUGAAAUGACAUGAAGUGGAAUCAGUCAUGCAACAAGAGAACUUCAUUACAUCUAACAUAGUUUACCACAAAAUACCAAAAAUUAUAUAAUUCAUUUCUAGAAAUGAUUCCCAUCUAUUUUUGUGUAUAAUCACAAGUAAUAGUUUUUCAUUUCUGUACCUAUUAAGAUUAAUGCUGUUUUAAACAGUUGUGUUGUAGACCUCAUAGAGAAUUCUGUUACAUAUUUUAAGCCACAAUCCCUUUCAUUUCCAAUUGAAUGUUUUACAGACACUUAAGGCAUUACUUAUUUGCAUAUUAAGUUCAUAUGGCAUUGUGUGUAUUCUUUCAUUAGAAUGGACAUAAUCUAGGUAGUCUCAAUAAAUAAGAAGUUAUACCACAAUAUGAUGGAUUUGAUAAAAUAAUUUUUGGCCUGAAUGCAUUUUAUUAAUCAUUUUUAUUACAUUUAGUAGAUAAGUUCCAUUCUGUUCUAAUAUGUAGGAUUUACUAUCAGGGUGCCAAAGGUAUCAAUAGAAGUAACUAUUUAAAAAAACCACUGAGGCAGUGGGUGAUCGCAUCCAUGCAAGAUGAAUGUUUCGUACCUUUAUGUUUUAGCAGCAUUGUGUAUGAAUUUAAUUGAAUUUAAUUGAGUUUUAAUUUCACUUCCUUAAUUUAAAAUUGAAUUGCAAUUCAUCAUCCUGUUUGCUGCCAUCAGUUCAAAUUCAAGAAUUGUUUUGGAGUUAAAGAGGGAUUCACAAUCUAAUUCUGAAUGGUGCACAACCCUGGUAUUGAAAGGGGACCACUUAUUUUGGUCUCCAUGGUUACUCCUCAGACAUACAGGAUGGCCAAGAUUGCCUGACCUGAACACAGGUCAUCUGAGGAACUUUUUUUUUUCCUUAAAUCAUAGAACAUGCCCUUACAAAAAAAUAAUGUGUUCAAAAACCUCAUGUGAACACCAAACAUGUGAACUAUAAAAAUAAUCCCACUUAUAAAGUGAGAGUGGGAAAAGGUAACCUAUGCUAUUUCCAGUCACAUGUUUUGUUUUCACAUGUCAAAAAUGUAGUUCACAUUUGAAAAAGUCAAGUCCCAUUUAAAAAUGUAGAAUUUCACAGUUUCAUGUCCCAGGUUUUGUUAUCGCAUGUGGAAAUUUACAUUCACGUGAGAAAAUCCAAUCACACAAAAAUGUCCAGUGCAUGUGACAUUUUCUUGUGAUUUUCACAUGUGAAAACGUUAUUUGUUCUUAAGGCUACAUGUUUUCUUCUUUAUAAAGUAAGGAAGUACUUCCUGUCCAGGCUGCAUGCGCCUCGUAUUCCUCAAACAACGGUACCCCAGCCUGACUCACACAAGAACAGCAGAGAGGUAACCACCUCAGUCAGGUGCUUUGGUUGGAGUCCUGGGUCUGUGUGCUCUGUAACUCUCUUAGCACAGAAAAAUCUACAUUUCAAUGCGUCUUCUUACUCCAACACAGAAGAAAAUUGUCCCACAAAGUCAUGCAUGUGUGUACGCUUUCACGCAUAUACAUACAUGCAUACACCCUGUGGGACUGCACUGCCUGAAUGACUGUAACUGCCUAUGAAUUUCACACCCCACUUCCUGGGUUGGGGCUUCCUGAGCAGGCAGAGCCAUGUGCUGCUGUGAGCUCCUUGUACAGAGCAUGCCCAGUGAGUGUGUUUGUGUGUGUAUGUUUUUGGGGAUGGGGGGUGGAUGGGGGGGGGGGCGCUUCAGUAGCAUUGUGUAUAAGUGUGUUAAACUGUGAAAUGCACUUUACUUUUCAACCAGAAAUGGCACAACCGAUUACGUAUCUGCAAAAUAAACUAUACGCGAUAAUCAAUGUGUACUAAUCAAUGUGCACUAAUUAACCAAGACAUUGUAUGACAUUGUGCUGAUCAGUGAUGUAUAUUUUUUGUGCUCAUUGUCAUCAUUAUUAUCUCUCUAGUUGACUUGAGAGAUCUGGUUAAUUUUGUAUCAAAUAAUGUGCUGUGCAUUAUCAAUAAACCUUUUUUUUCCACAAA